Messenger RNA from Chaetomium strumarium, 2334 nucleotides. Its product is annotated as Saccharopine dehydrogenase. The coding region runs from base 492 to 1838 and encodes 448 amino acids. Gene Ontology annotation, cellular component: cytoplasm. NCBI's taxonomy places the organism in Eukaryota, Fungi, Ascomycota, Sordariomycetes, Sordariales, Chaetomiaceae. The record is from RefSeq and is a predicted model, not a curated record. The transcript has 4 exons. Gene Ontology annotation, molecular function: saccharopine dehydrogenase activity.
GUACCGUUCAGCAACCUCACGAGGAUGCUUCCCCCGCCUGACGUAAGAGCAAAUUGGCUACUUGCAUGCAUAUUGGUGGUACCUUCCCCAAACAAGCGAAUGAUUGCGGUUGAGCCCCUCAGCUUAUUGACACUGGCGUUCCAUAAGACCGUGACAACUUGAAGAGAGUUUUAAAGCUCAGGCUAAGUCGGCCGGAACCCACCGACUCAACGCCGAAUUCCCUGCCCCGCUAAACCCCUCGUGCCCCUCAUGAAUUUUGAUAACUAGCAUCUUUAGGCCGUUAUCGGAACACUUUGCGGGAAGACUCGAAAGUAGCGGGGUGCAAAAUGAGUCAACCGGUAAACCCGCUCAUCGAGAAAAAUAACCUAAGUGAUUGAUUGACUUGAUCUUUCCAGGCCGGAGCAGGACUUUACGGGAGAAUCUCGCAACCACUUCAGCUAGUCACACAGUCGCUUGCGAGAACGAGCACUGAAUUCAGUUGUCUGCCCAAGAUGGCCUCUCAACACAAGGUGCUUAUGCUCGGCGCGGGCUUCGUGACGCGGCCCACUCUCGACAUCCUCAGCGAGGCUGGCAUCCCCGUUACAGUUGCCUGCCGCACCCUGGCCAGCGCCCAGCAGCUUUCCAAGGGCGUCCAGAAUGCGCACCCCAUCUCGCUCGACGUGACCGACGAGAAGGCGCUGGACGCCGAAGUGGCCAAGCACGACCUGGUCAUCAGCCUGAUCCCCUACACCUUCCACGCCGCCGUCAUCAAGUCGGCCAUCCGCACCAAGAAGCAUGUCGUCACGACAAGCUAUGUGUCGCCGGCAAUGCUCGAGCUCGAUGCCGAGGCCAAGGCCGCCGGGAUCACCGUCAUGAACGAGAUCGGCCUGGACCCUGGCAUCGACCACCUCUACGCUAUCAAGACCAUUGACGAGGUCCACCGGGCCGGCGGCAAGAUCCUCAGCUUCCUGUCCUACUGCGGCGGCCUGCCCGCCCCGGAGGACUCGGACAACCCGCUCGGCUACAAGUUCUCAUGGUCGUCGCGCGGCGUGCUGCUCGCGCUGCGCAAUGCCGGCAAGUGGUGGCAGGACGGCUCAGUCGUUGAGGUUGCCGGCAAAGACCUGAUGAAGACGGCCAAGCCGUACUUCAUCUACCCCGGCUUUGCCUUCGUCGCCUAUCCGAACCGCGACUCGACCGCGUACAAGGAGCGGUACAGCAUCCCCGAGGCGCAGACCGUCAUCCGCGGCACUCUGCGCUACCAGGGCUUCCCGCAGUUCAUCAAGGUGCUCGUCGACAUCGGCUUCCUCGAGGACGCCCCGCUCGACGUGCUGUCGCGCCCCGUACCGUGGAAGGAAGCCACACAGGCCAUCGUCGGCGCGCCGUCUUCAUCCGCUGCCGACCUCGAAUCGACCAUCCUGUCCAAGGCGACCUUCGAGUCGGAAGAGGACCAGAAGCGCAUCCUGUCCGGCCUCCGCUGGAUCGGCCUGUUCUCCGAUGAGGCCAUCACUCCCAAGGGCAACCCGCUCGACACGCUGUGCGCGACGCUGGAGCGCAAGAUGCAGUAUGAGGAGGGUGAGCGCGACCUCGUCAUGUUGCAGCACAAGUUCGAGAUCGAGCACAAGGACGGCUCGCGCGAGACCCGCACCUCGACACUCUGCGAGUACGGCGACCCCAAGGGCUACUCGGCCAUGGCCAAGUUGGUCGGCGUGCCGUGCGCUGUGGCCGUCAAGCAGGUGCUCAGCGGGCAGAUCGCCGACAAGGGCGUCCUAGCCCCCAUGAGCACCAAGCUUACCGAGCCGCUGAUGAAGGAACUGCACGAGAAAUACGGCAUCACGAUGGUGGAGAAAACCCUCUCGUGAGCAGAUGACCGUCUCUGUGGGUUAAUCGGAUCUCAAAAUGCAUGGAUUGAGGAUAGAGAAAAAAAAAUGAAAUCCGCAUACCUCUCUGUAUUGUCUAUGCUUGCCUCCGGCCAAGGGCGUACUCGCAUCCCACCCGCAUAUUGCUCACCAUAUGCCUGCGCAAUUCACACUGACCACCAUCAGAUUGUUCCCCUCGAUCUCACGACUACGUUAUUGCCUGGCGUCCGUCUUACUUCCCUCGGCUCUCUGGUGGGUUCAAUAGGUGAGAGGGAUGUAGCGAAAGUACGGAGUAAUAGUUACCUAGGUUCUAACCUAGAUGAAUCUGGCAAAACAGGAAGGGUUCUCCGGAAAGGUUCUGUUGAGUCUCUCACACAGUCCCAAGCUUGUAGUCUGAUAGCUCCAUUGAAGGAUUUCUGAGAGGAUGAGACGAAGUUGCGCGGUGGGAGUACGCUUGACUUCAAAUGCAAGAAUUGCCUGGUGUAGAGGAGGAGGCCGU